AUGGCAGCUGCACCUCCGCCCGUGAAGAAGACCUACUACAAGGUGCCAACCAAUGAAGCGGUGGUGGUUGAAAGGAAAGAUGAGUACAAUCGAGUACUGCUGGCUGGCCGACAUAUGUUGAAUCCGUUCAAGGACCGCAUCAAGAUCUACAAGGACGCCAACAAGGGCAAGGAGCUCAUGAUCGUCAACUUCCUCGAGGUACACAACAUCAAGGUCAACCAGGAAACGGUUAAAACGGAGGAGGAUGUGGAGCUGGUGAUCAGCGUCAGCCUCGACUUUAAGGUGGUGGGUCCGGCCGACAUGAUGUACUUCCCCGGCAUGGCCGAAAACUUCCCCUACCCGGCGCAGCCCGUCGUGCGCGAGGUCCUCCGAGACACGGUGGCCCAGAUGAGCAUCAAGCUUUUCAUCGAGGACACCGCCUGUCUCGACCAGCCGCUCCUGUCCGCCCUCAACCGCGAAUUCGAUCGCCGAAAGGUCGGCCUGCGCGUUGAGACCGUGCGAGUGCUAUCGCUGCGUGCCGUGGGAGAGGGCUCCGACCGAGUCAACGAGUACCUAACCGACAAGUGGCCCAAAUAA
Messenger RNA from Acanthamoeba castellanii str. Neff, 576 nucleotides. Its product is annotated as SPFH domain / Band 7 domain containing protein. The coding region runs from base 1 to 576 and encodes 191 amino acids. The record is from RefSeq and is a predicted model, not a curated record. NCBI's taxonomy places the organism in Eukaryota, Discosea, Longamoebia, Acanthamoebidae. The transcript is spliced from 5 exons.